AUGAGACUAUUCGAGAAGUGCGUGUAUAAAUCUAAAAUCGAACCUAUCACAAGAAAUAACAUUGGUCCUGACCAAUUUGCUUAUAAAAAGGGUCACAACUCGACUAUGGCUCUGAUUAAAUCCCAACAUCAAUGGCUAGAGUGGCUGGAUAAAAACGCUAAUUAUGUUAGAGUGCUGUCGUUCGAUUUCAGCAAAGCAUUUGACAGUGUGCCCCACGAUCUUUUGUUUGAAAAAGUUAAAAAGCUACCCAUUAAUCCGUAUGUGGUGAACUGGUUAAUUAGCUUUCUAGAAAAUAGAAUACAAAGAGAAAUGGUUGAUGGAAUGGUUACAGAAUAUUUAUAUAUUAAUCGUGGUGUCCCUCAAGGUAGUGUUUUAGGCCCAGUUCCUUUCUCAAUAAUGGUUGAUGAUAUUAAAACUGCGCAUGCUGAUCUUAGUAAUGCGUUAGUCAAAUUUGCUGACGAUUUGACGUUACGAGUGCCUGGCAACGAAAGUGGCGACACAUCUCGAUCUGAAGCUGCCUGUUUACAGGAUUGGGCGGAAGAGAAUAGAAUGCCUUUAAACUUGGAAAAAACGUACGAAAUGGUUGUUCGCAGACACGUGCACACCUCUGUAGUUUUGCCCGAGCUUAUCCCUUCAAUUAAGCGAAAAAGAA
This is a messenger RNA of Paramuricea clavata, 652 nucleotides long. Lineage: Eukaryota; Metazoa; Cnidaria; Anthozoa; Malacalcyonacea; Plexauridae. The record is from the annotation of a GenBank genome assembly.